Penicillium hordei is the source of this 1584-nucleotide messenger RNA. RefSeq names its product cytochrome P450. NCBI's taxonomy places the organism in Eukaryota, Fungi, Ascomycota, Eurotiomycetes, Eurotiales, Aspergillaceae. Bases 1 to 1584 code for a protein of 527 amino acids. The record is from RefSeq and is a predicted model, not a curated record. The transcript is spliced from 4 exons. Gene Ontology annotation, molecular function: oxidoreductase activity, acting on paired donors, with incorporation or reduction of molecular oxygen; monooxygenase activity; iron ion binding.
AUGACCUUCCUCUUCAUGGAGCUGCUGCGUUCCAAGCUGGAGCAUAGCCAACCUUUAUUGGCGACGUUGGUAGCUGUCUUGACUCUUGUCGUUCUCUUUGCCUGGCUAGGCGACUCGAAGGCCGACAGCCAUUACCCCCUCGUGGGCCCUGAGUUGAAGUCUCCCUUUUUCUUUAAGGGAAUACGUCAGCGACGGCACUGGUUUCAACAGGGCCCCGAACUCAUUCACAGCGCCUUCAAACGAUUUCCCAACGUUAUUUUCACUCUCCCAUCUCUCGAUCGCACUUCGAUAGUCCUUCCCCCACGUUUCCUACAGGAAAUUAGAGAGCUUCCGGCAUCCAUCGCCAGCAAUUCUCGUGCAACUUCAGAUAAACAGUUUUUUAUUGGCAAUUGGACCACGCUGGAUUAUGAUAUCUUUGGUCAUGCUACCAUUGAUUCCAUCAAAACCCAGUACAUUGCCAAAAUUGGACUACAGAUAGGACGCGCUUCAAAUGAGGCGAUUUACGCUUUCAACCAACAUUUUGGCAGAUACGAGGAGUGGUCUCCCAUCGCUGUUCAACCAAAGAUUUUGCAACUUGUGGCGCAGAUGGUGGGUAGCACGAUUGUUGGUCCCGAUAUUUGUCGCGACCCUGAUUGGACUCCAGCUGUAAUCGGCUACGCACAAAACGUUUUUAUGGCGGCCGUUACCUUCAAGCUCGCGCCGGACAUUGCACGGCCGCUGAUAGCGCUCUUUACACCCUACAUUUAUCGCAUUCAUAGCUGUCGCCGCACCAUUAGGAGACUCGUCGGACCAACCAUCGAACAGAAGAAUGCUUGGUCCCGCGACCAGCCUCAGUCCUGGAAGGCACACGUCAAGAAUGACAAUGAAAUUACCACUCUGGAGUGGCUGGUAGAGACAUCCAACCCCGAAGAGGCGACGGUGCCCAUGAUAGCGCAUCGUAUCACCGGAGUAACAUUUGGGGCAACUCAUACGACAUCAAACACCAUCACCAACGCCCUCCUGGACAUAGCCAACGAUUUUGACCGUUGGGCUCCACCCUUGCGAGCAGAAAUUGAGAGUGUUUUGGGCGAAACCCCAUUAACUGACAUCACGAAUGCUCAUCUUUCCAAGAUGUGGAAACUGGACAGCUUCUUGAAAGAGUCUCAGAGAUUCCAUCCGCCCUCCAUGUUGUCAGUAAACCGAAAGAUGAUGCAAUCCCAUGCGCUUUCCUCGGGCGAUGUUCUUCCCAAGAACGCGCACGUUUCCUUUGCCGGAGUGCCCAUGUCUAUGUCCGACGAGUAUAUCAGUGGGGCAGAAGACUUUGACGGCUUCCGCUUCGAGCACCUUCGCCGCAACGCUGAGACGGACCACAACGGCUUACAAUUCACGUCCUCAUAUGCAGGUAGCUUGCAUUUUGGACAUGGAAAGCAUAUGUGUCCUGGUCGAUUUAUGGGGAGCUUAAUUAGUAAGCUCCUUCUGAUAGAGCUUCUCAAGCGCUACGACAUGAAAUUACAGGACGGGGGUCGACCGAAGAAUAUCAUGUUUUUUGACAUGGACAUCCCAGACCCAAAGUAUGAGGUAUUGUUCCAGGACCGGCAGGCUUAG